Molecule: messenger RNA, 1779 nt
Organism: Lepus europaeus (European hare)
Lineage: Eukaryota; Metazoa; Chordata; Mammalia; Lagomorpha; Leporidae
Product: leucine-rich repeat and immunoglobulin-like domain-containing nogo receptor-interacting protein 3
Exons: 1
Coding region: 1-1779 (592 amino acids)
Molecular function (GO): protein binding
Source: RefSeq, a predicted model, not a curated record
AUGACCUGGCUGAGCCUCGUGAGCCUGCACCUGCUGCUGCUGCCCGCGGCGCCGCCCCCGGCCGGCGGCUGCCCCGCGCGCUGCGAGUGCACCGCGCAGACCCGCGCCGUGGCCUGCGCGCGCCGCCGCCUGACCGCCGUGCCCGAGGGCAUCCCCGCCGAGACGCGCGUGCUGGGGCUCAGCCGCAACCGCAUCCGCUGCCUGAACCCCGGCGACCUGGCCGCGCUGCCCGCGCUGGAGGAGCUGGACCUCAGCCUCAACGUGAUCGCGCACGUGGAGCCCGGCGCCUUCGCGCACCUGCCGCGCCUGCGCGUGCUGCGCCUGCGCGGCAACCAGCUCACGCUGAUCCCGCCGGGCGUGUUCACGCGCCUGGGCAACCUCACGCUGCUGGACCUGAGCGAGAACAAGCUGGUGAUCCUGCUGGACUACGCCUUCCAGGACCUGCGCAGCCUGCGCACCCUGGAGGUGGGCGACAACGACCUGGUGUUCAUCUCGCGCCGCGCCUUCGCGGGGCUGCUGGCGCUGCGCGAGCUCACGCUGGAGCGCUGCAACCUCACGGCGCUGUCGGCCGAGGCGCUGGGCCAGCUGCCCGGCCUGGGCGCGCUGCGCCUGCGCCACCUGGCCAUCGCCGCCCUGGAGGACCAGAACUUCCAGCGGCUGCCCGGCCUGCGGCACCUGGAGAUCGACAACUGGCCGCUGCUGGAGGAGGUGGCGCCGGGCAGCCUGCGCGGCCUCAACCUCACCUCGCUGUCCGUCACGCACACCAACAUCACCGCCGUGCCGGCCGCCGCGCUGCGCCACCAGGCGCACCUCGCCUGCCUCAACCUCUCGCACAACCCCAUCAGCGCCCUGCCGCGCGGCUCCUUCCGCGACCUGGUGCGCCUGCGCGAGCUGCACCUGGCCGGCGCGCUGCUGGCCGUGGUGGAGCCGCAGGCCUUCCUGGGCCUGCGCCAGAUCCGCCUGCUCAACCUCUCCAACAACCUGCUGUCCACGCUGGAGGAGAGCACCUUCCACUCGGUGAACACGCUGGAGACGCUGCGCGUGGACGGCAACCCGCUGGCCUGCGACUGCCGCCUGCUGUGGAUCGUGCAGCGCCGCAAGACGCUCAACUUCGACGGGCGGCUGCCGGCCUGCGCCACGCCGGCCGAGGUGCGCGGGGACGCGCUGCGCAGCCUGCCCGACGCCGUGCUGUUCGAGUACUUCGUGUGCCGCAAGCCCAAGAUCCGCGAGCGGCGGCUGCAGCGCGUGGCGGCGGCGGCCGGCGACGCCGUGCGCUUCCUGUGCCGCGCCGAGGGCGAGCCGGCGCCCACCGUGGCCUGGGUCACGCCGCAGCACCGCGUGGUGACGGCGCAGAGCGCGGGCCGCGCGCGCCUGCUGCCCGGGGGCACGCUGGAGAUCGCGGACGCGCGGCCGCAGGACAGCGGCACCUACACGUGCGUGGCCAGCAACGCGGGCGGCAACGACACCUACUUCGCCACGCUGGCCGUGCGGCCCGAGCCGGCCGCCGCCAACGCCACGCCGGGCCGCGGCCGCAACGACACGCAGGCGGCCGCGCGCUCGCCGCUGGACCUCACCACCAUCCUGGUGUCCACGGCCAUGGGCUGCAUCACCUUCCUGGGCGUCGUCCUCUUCUGCUUCCUGCUGCUCUUCGCCUGGAGCCGCGGCCGCGGGCAGCACAAGAACAGCUUCUCCGUCGAGUACUCGUUCCGCAAGGCCGACGGCCCGGCCGCCGCCGCGGGCCCGGGCAGCGCGCGCAAGUUCAACAUGAAGAUGAUCUGA